Molecule: messenger RNA, 7164 nt
Organism: Onychostoma macrolepis
Lineage: Eukaryota; Metazoa; Chordata; Actinopteri; Cypriniformes; Cyprinidae
Gene: thrab
Product: thyroid hormone receptor alpha b
Exons: 11
Coding region: 823-2052 (409 amino acids)
Biological process (GO): positive regulation of transcription by RNA polymerase II; retinoic acid receptor signaling pathway; negative regulation of transcription by RNA polymerase II
Molecular function (GO): zinc ion binding; nuclear receptor activity; RNA polymerase II cis-regulatory region sequence-specific DNA binding
Source: RefSeq, a predicted model, not a curated record
AUUUAAGUAUUUUACAGUGUUAGUCCUGUAGAGAGCGGUAGAUCGUUUUAUUAAAUUGUUUUAUACGCUCCCUGUGGUACUGUACAUGAUUGGGACCGGGGAGGGAGGAGCGAUUGUAGUAUUUCUCUUCAUUUCAAAUCCCUGUCGUGGCAGCACGGGCAAGGCAGAGGACUUUUCUUCCCUUCAAACUAAGGGGAAAACCCACCACCGAGAGCCUAGUGCACGUCCUAAAGAGCAAACGGAGGACUUUGGGAGGAGGAAACAGUAGUUUGAAGGCACGCUGCGGUGGUAUCGGCUCGCUGUGUGCACUAGUGUCUCCACACUUGCACUGGAUACACGAAGCAGGACGUUUCCACUUCUCUGCGACUCGCAGGAUCCCCGCGAUCUCCCUGAAACCCGACAAACGUUCACACGAACAAAUUCUCCUUUUGGAUGGGUAUGGUCCAUUCUGCCUCUAGACCAGCUUCAGCUGUCAAGAUGCAUCUUCUUUAUUCUAAGGCGUAAAUGUCUGCUUGAGAUAUUGAAUCUCUGGAAGACAGGCACUUUCAAGCAAGGACGGCGGCCUACAGUUCCAGCAGACCCAGACCUGGUCAAAUCAUUAACCAGAAACAAAGCACAACAGGACAUUGACCUCAUCACAUAUUACUGCAUUAUCACUGGCCGUCUGAGUUGGAGAGUGAGGUGGGCUUGUUUGCGAGCGUCGCUCCACAGAGCCGUCCGAUGACUGUCUGACUCAUCACAACCCGCGAAUGACAGGCGUGCAUUCGAAGGUGGGGCCCGCCUCAGUCUCACAUGAUUGGCUGCUGGAUGGAAAUAAGGUGAAUGGAACACAUGCCCAAGGAGCAGGACCCAAACCAAUCAGAGGGAGAAGAGAAACGGUGGCUCGAUGGCCCGAAAAGGAAGAGAAAGAACAGCCAGUGUUCGGUGAAGAGCAUGUCUGGGUACAUCCCCAGCUAUCUGGAGAAGGAUGAGCCGUGUGUGGUGUGUGGAGACAAAGCUACCGGCUAUCACUACCGCUGCAUCACCUGCGAGGGCUGUAAGGGAUUCUUCAGGCGCACCAUCCAGAAGAAUCUCCACCCCUCUUACUCCUGUAAAUACGAUGGCUGCUGCAUCAUCGACAAGAUCACCCGCAACCAGUGCCAGCUGUGCCGCUUCAAGAAGUGCAUCGCCGUGGGCAUGGCCAUGGAUCUGGUACUGGACGACUCCAAGCGGGUUGCGAAGCGGCGCUUGAUUGAGGAGAACCGUGAGAAGCGGAAGAAGGAGGAGAUGGUCAAAUCCCUGAAGAAUCGGCCAGAACCCACCAGCUCAGAGUGGGAGCUGAUCCGUAUGGUGACAGAAGCUCACCGCCACACCAAUGCACAGGGCUCUCACUGGAAACAGAAACGCAAGUUCCUGCCGGAGGACAUCGGACAGUCUCCGGUGGCCCCCACAUCAGACGGGGACAAAGUGGAUUUGGAGGCCUUCAGCGAGUUUACCAAGAUCAUCACCCCAGCCAUCACACGUGUUGUUGACUUUGCCAAAAAACUGCCCAUGUUUUCGGAGCUGCCUUGUGAGGAUCAGAUCAUCUUGCUGAAGGGCUGCUGUAUGGAGAUUAUGUCCCUACGUGCUGCAGUUCGGUAUGACCCAGAAAGUGAGACCUUGACCCUAAACGGAGAGAUGGCUGUCAAACGAGAGCAGCUAAAGAAUGGAGGGCUGGGCGUUGUGUCUGAUGCCAUCUUUGACUUAGGCAAGAGUCUGGCGCAGUUCAACCUGGAUGACACAGAGGUGGCCCUGCUGCAGGGCGUACUGCUUAUGAGCUCAGAUCGAACAGGCUUGACAUGUGUGGAGAAGAUCGAGAAGUGCCAGGAGAUGUACCUCCUAGCGUUCGAACACUACAUCAACUAUCGCAAGCACAACAUUCCUCAUUUCUGGCCCAAGCUGCUGAUGAAGGUGACGGACCUGCGCAUGAUCGGAGCCUGCCACGCCAGUCGCUUCCUGCACAUGAAGGUGGAAUGCCCCACUGAACUCUUCCCCCCACUUUUCCUGGAGGUCUUCGAGGAUCAGGACGUGUGACGUCCCAGCGAGCUGCGGCAGGAGAAUCAAUAUUUUGUAACCCGUGUUCCUCAACCUGUCUCACCACUCUCCAUGCACCAAACUCACCAGCAGCAGCUGCAUUGGCAGGGGUCAUCUGCCUUUGGUCAUCAAGGAUUUUUUCUUUUCACAGAAAACUCAGCCCUCCCUCAUCCACUAAAUUCCCCAAGCGUGGCCCUUCUGUCUCGGCAUGAUGUCUUAUACUGGUUUACCAACACCUUAGACACAGAAUAUACAUCUACACUCACACACACACACACUCCUGUAAUUGUGCUUACAGAUGCAGUACUCAUGCGACUCAAAUCCUCAGAUGAGCUUGUAUGCAUUUGUACACGUAUAGACUGCACUACUGUCACGCCACCACUGGAGGCGCCCUCUGCUAAGACUGGAUGGCAGCUGGCAUAUAGAUUCCUCCGCCAGGUCGUGAAGUGGUCAGUUCAUUUCAUUGAUUUGAAAUCUCAGCGUUCUCGUGAGAUUAACCGUCGGUAUCUCAAGCUUUGCGCUAACAUGGAUCUUCUUUUAACAGACCUCAUGAUUCUCUUCGAUAUUGAGCCUGUGUGUGGAGCGGGAGGAAUUUUUUUGAACCAAAUCAGGUGCUAUAUUUAAAUAAAGCUACUCAAAAUGAUUUGGGACUUUUCGAGAAUAUACCCCCCUCCCUUCUCUGUAGGACACGGACCUUUGAAAGCUCUCGGUCGCCAUUUUAGUGCUCAUUCAGGGGUGCUGCUCAGUGACUUUGUGUGCGGUUCAUUCUUGCCAUUGUCUGGGCUUAUUUGUGGGCUCCUUGAGCCCCUCUUUGUCCCAGGAAAGUCACGCAGAGACAUGGAAAUCCAGGCACCCCUACACCUCCAAUCUGCACUGAUUUGUGUGUUUUACAGAUGUCGGGAGGGAGCCAGUAUUAACGUACUCCCAGACCCAGCACACACACACACACAACGUACUAAAACACGCACCUCAAAACUCGAAUGCCUCAUUUUUACUGUAUGCACUGCAGUGCUGUAGUUCUGGACUCCCAUGCAGGGCUUUGAGAGUUCAGUCCAGCCCAUCUGUGUUCUGCUCAGAUGCUACUGUUGCCCGGUCUGUGCGAACACACCCGCACACUCCUGAUGGGCCACGGUGGAUUGGCUGUCGUUGAUGUUUUUUCUUUGUGUUGUUUUUGUUUUACCUCAAAUGUGGGCACACCUCCGGCUGGCUGUAGCUCUUAGACUGCCUCUGUGCUAACAGGUUCUACCUCACCUCUGGACACAGGGCAGCUACCCUCAGCCACACACACACACACACACACACACAUUUACACACACACUCGUAUUCUCACACACUGACAGCCAGGAUAGAAACACUUGCAGACACAGUUUCUUCUCAGUUACGUUGAAAAACCACUGUAGACAGGAGGGCCUGCCAUUCCUCAUCGUAGCUUGUCAGUUCUCUUCACUCUGGGCUGAGAGAGAAAACAAUUCUGGAUGGGCUUUUUUUUUUUUUUUUCGUGUGGGACCAAGUGUCACUACGAUUUCCAUCAAAAUGGAAGCUGGUUUUCAGCAGACGGCGAACUAAACCGUACAUGACGCUGACUACGAAGAGGAGCCGUGGAGAGAACUACAGAUGAAGGACCUGAGGUGGCCAGGCCUGAACCGAAUGGGUCUAUCGUUGUUUCCUUUUUUGAAUACCAAGCAGUAAUUUGCAAAGCGGAGCUAGGUGUCAGCUGGUUUCUUCAGGGUGGGGCAGGGGACGCGGGAAGGCUAGCAGUUGAAUGAGAGCACUUAGCUUUGAAAGAGCCAAAUCUUCAGAGACGAUUCAACCCGUGGCACUUUUUAAGGAGUUUUUGCACUAAAGCAUGAUGGGUCCCACCCUCCAGCUCCUCCAGCUCAAUCGCAUGUUUUCCAAGGACACGCCCCCAACCUCUCUGUCAAACAGAGGCCACACCUUCAUGUGCUCCUGAGCACACCCUCAGAGUCAGUAUUAAGUCAAGCAACGUCCUCAACAAAUGAUGAAACGCUCAAACACAUAUUUGCGAAUAGACCUCUGUGUCCCCGCCCCCUCAAAGCCACAAGUGGCUUGAGACGAACACCUAACAGAAACGGGCCUUUCCUUUGUGAGACAAAGGAGCGGCCAAGCCAUGCAAAGAAUGGCAGCACCGAAUGAAUGUGAACGAGGAGCAGCAGAAUGACAGAGCCAGGACAAGGAGUUGCUCUAUAAUGAGGUUCCGAAGGAAGACAGCCAAUUAGAACGAGAGCAACUGUGAGCAUUCCGUAAACACCCAGCAUGGAGUUCCAUCUUGGAAUAGGAGUGACGCAGCAGUGGUUGCGAUUGGCUGAUGGAGUGAAUGCAAGGGUUUCGAUGCUGCUUUACCUUCUAAUUUUAUUUGAGAGAGAUAGAAAAAGAAAAAAAAAAAGAUAUAAGAGAAUUACAAACCCAGAAAACAAAUAAAAUAAUGACUCCGGAACAAAGAGUUCAAAUCUCGGAGCUUGAGCUGUUCAUUUCUUUCUUUUUGUUUUGAACUGAAAUGUGUGUGUUCGUUUUCAAUGCUUAACUGCUCUAUGUAAGAGAGAAAAACAACAGCCGUAGUCACUUUUUGACCAUGCGUGCAGUGUAAACUAGAGAAUUUCACCUCUUUUUCACCUCACUAUAGUUUGUAAUGAUAAGUCGACUGCUCUGUUUGUCUGUGUAUCUGUCCUUCGUCUUUUUAUCAAGAGGAAUUUACAAGAAACAGGAAUAUUUUCUUUUUUAUAUUUUGUUUUCUUUUUUUAAGAAGACUUAGAAAAAACCAUGAGAAAUAAUGCAACAGAAACUGAAAAGAAAAAAAAAAAAAAAACUGAAACACAAUCUACUCAUACCUCACACAACACAAAGCUUAAAUGAACUUGGGAGGAGUGCUUAUCUGUGUGGCACUUGUGUCAAAGUGCGUCCAGUGCAUGUGUUGAACUGUACGAUGGGGUGUAUGUGCGCAUGAGCGUUCAUGCGAUCGCGGAAGCACACUGCCCCCUCCUUCAACCUCGAAAGCCCAUCUGUUUCAGAUUUGCACCAGUUGCAUGCAUUAGCCUCCGUUUGCGAACGGUGUCACCAGCGCUGAUGCGACGGGCCGUGAUGGGAGCGGACGGGAUGCGGUGUGGCUGGAAGGCUGGAAAGGGAGUCGUGUGCAUCCGUGACAGCAGAGAGCGCUUCGUGGUAUUGAAUGUAGCUGACAGGACUGGGCUGGAACCGAGCCCGGGAACUAGAACCUCACUUCAGGUCACCAGCAAGAGUGGACAGUGCUGUCAAAAUGAUGUUACACAAACAGCUUACUAAGCGUAUAUUGCCCGCAUUCAAGGUGCAAUACUUGUGUUUUGUUUUGUUUUUCUUUUUUGUACUUUUACAAGAUUUUUGGCCAUAACCAAGGAUGUAAAUACAAAACGAAAAGAUAUUGAAAGAUUAAAUCACUAUGUGUUAACCAUAUGCAACCGUCACAUACUGGAUGUCGAGGCCAGAGCGCGGCCGGCUGAUCCCACCGUUUUUUGUAAAGUAAAUCUGCUUACGUAGCUCUGUAAAUGCUUCACACAUCUGUACGUGUGCUUUUGAGCACUCGCAAACGUGCAUGUUCAAUACAAAUAUGAAGAAGAAGUGCCCCAUGAAAUUAACAAUCUAACCCUGUGCCUCCGCAACCCUCUGCCCCGCACUCAAACGGCUCUUUCCGACAGGGUAGCUAGAUGUACAUUUGUUCGCUAGGUCAGAUUGCUGGUAGAGACGUACAGUAGGUGGGUAAUGUCUGGUACCCAGAAGCACUUAGCUGGCCUCACUACUGCCAAUCAGUUUCCUCAGAGGAGAACAGUAGAUACUGGUUUUGUUUCGCUUUGGUGGUGAUGUAGUUUUGUUUCUCGCCCCUAUUUUUAUUUUUUUUUUGUACCAAAUUUUGUUAUCUUUUUUUUUUUCUUUAGAGAAAGACAAAAAAACGCCCAGAAGCAAGAAUGUCUAUGCAAUGCUAAACCCUCUGAUAGCAUGAUGACUGUGUCAUUGAUCCCUGAUUAGCGGACAUGCUUCUAAACACUCCCCCUGCCAGAGUCCCACCCACCGCAACUGCAUGAGCCUCAGUCAGUUUGUCUGUUCAUCAGUCAGUGUAAUAGUGAAGGGAAGGAUGGCCCUUACUGCUGCCUGAUACCUGCUUUGUCAAACCUCACGAACAUUUGAGGGCGCUAGUUCAACUUUCCACUCAUCUCCGAUGAUGUCAUCCGCUGUCGAGGGACUGCAUUUGUGUUUCUAUGUAUGUGUUUGCGUCGAAUGCUCUCAUGGUUCGGUGGAUUGGUACUACCUGCGGCAUUUCGUACGUUCAGAAUGAAAAUUUGUUUUGUAGAUAAUUUGUAAUAUUUUUAUUAAUAUUCUUUUGUCAACCAAGAAAUGUUUUUGAGUUGGCCUCUCAGCUGUGUAACUGAAUCUCAGACCAAACUCAGUCAGUUAAAGCUGAAGCGUGUCUUUUUUUUUUCUUAAUAUGCAAAAUCAACUACUUUAUAUGUUAAAAUAUUUGAGUACUACACAGAGAUUACUACAAGUAAGCCAUUUCUAGGCUGAUUUCACCAAAAACUGUAAACACUGUCUCUGAGGCACUAUCAAAACAUUUUACCCACCUGGCAACAGCUCAACCAAUGGUGUGAGUUUGAGGCGGGGCUAUCAUUUUUAUCUAGCCAAUAGCAGAAGAGGGGAGUGUUUUGGAAACCUGCAGUUCCAUUUAAUGACACUAGUGGAACAGAAAUCGCACACUUCAGCUUUAACACAGUAUGCGAAACCCCAAAUGAUACGGAAGCGUGCUAUUUUUGAACAUUUGAAUUUGAUUGACCGCCCACGCCACUGUGAUGUCAAAGCCCUCAUUUUCUCUGUUUUCUUUAAAUGCGAGUAUCUUCAUUUGAUUGGACUCUGUUUGUGAAUAUGAACAAGUGCUCAUGUGGAAAAUGCACCCAGCCAUGAGAGUGUGAGCAGAGAGCGGGGAUGAUGUCCAUACCACAGCUGUUUUAAAUGAGACUGGAAAGGAAAGCUAUUGAAGGAUUCUCUCAGGUAUCAACAAAAUAAAAAAAGACAAAAAAAAAAAAAGGAAAUAUAACAAACUUUUUUUUUAAUAAAUGUUGAAAAAUUCCA